GGGCUGAGAAGGCAGCGUUGCCGGUGUAUUCUGGUGCAAGUGCCGGGCCUGAGGCGUCUUAUUCCGAAUCCCCUCCCCUCUCCCGGCUCCUCAAGCACCAGACCUUUCAUCAGGGGUUUUGUAUCUGAGGCCCAAAAGUUUUUUACGCAAGAUGAUGAAUGCUGACAUGGAUGCUGUUGAUGCUGAAAAUCAGGUGGAACUGGAGGAAAAAACACGACUUAUUAAUCAAGUGUUGGAACUCCAACACACACUUGAAGAUCUCUCGGCAAGAGUAGAUGCAGUUAAGGAAGAAAAUCUGAAGCUAAAAUCAGAAAACCAAGUUCUUGGACAAUAUAUAGAAAACCUCAUGUCAGCUUCUAGUGUUUUUCAAACAACUGACACAAAAAGCAAAAGAAAGUAAGGCUGAUAUCCAUUCUGUUUUAUGGAAUUGCUGCUGGUUUUUUUUUCUUUAAAAUUUGAGUAGAUUCCAAAAGUUACAGUACCUUUGUUUGUGGCUUCAUUGAAUAUUUAUGAAGAUAAUGGCAGAUCUAGGUAAAAAUUAAGAGCUCUAAAAGUAUAACUGGAGACUUCUAUGAGUUUGUAUAUUAACUUAGUCUAUGAAAACAUGUAACUAUAUUGAUAGUAGAGACUUUAUAAUUAGAAUUGCAUAUAUUUAUUAAAACUUGAAAAUGAGUGUUUUAUCAAAUUUGCUUUGAUUUAUAAGUUUAGCACUGUCUUUUAUUAUAGGCUUCGUAAAAGAUGAUAGAAGAAAAUAACUACCAUGUUGUAAAAAAGUAACCAAAAUCAUGUACUGAAUGCACAGCUUUAUGUACCCUGCCCACCGUCUUGUGCCUCUUUUCCAUUUGCCUCUUCCUUCCCAUUUCCCUUCUCCUAAGGAUAAACAGUUGGUUCCACAUUUGUAAAAGUAAUUUUAAUAAUUAAUCAUUUAUGAAAAUAACCUGAACUCAUUGUUGAAUUUAACCAAAAUAAGAUAGUUUCUCAGCUAGGACCUGUCAUUUGUUAUAUUUAGUAACAAGAUAGGACUGUUAGUUCCUUUUUGAUAAAUUGAAAACAGGCUAUAAAAAUGAUUGUUCUUUGAAACUGUGAAUUUUCAAAUUCGGAAGAUUUGUUGUUCAAAACUUCCUUCUGCACUUGGUAUCUAAAAAGAUGAGCUCUGGUUGUAUGUGUGUGUGUUUAAAAUAGAAAAUCUCGGGAAACUUAGAAUGGAAAA
This is a messenger RNA of Choloepus didactylus (southern two-toed sloth), 1210 nucleotides long. Its product is annotated as short coiled-coil protein. Gene Ontology annotation, cellular component: trans-Golgi network. Bases 152 to 400 code for a protein of 82 amino acids. The record is from RefSeq and is a predicted model, not a curated record. The transcript has a single exon. Lineage: Eukaryota; Metazoa; Chordata; Mammalia; Pilosa; Megalonychidae.